CCUGCCUCAAGAGCGUCCUGCUCACCUACACCUUCGUCUUCUGGGUGUCAGGCAUCGUGCUGCUGGCCGUGGGCGUCUGGGGCAGGGUGAGCCUGGCCGUCUACUUCUCCCUGCUGGACGAGAAGGCCACCAACGUCCCCUUCGUCCUGGUGGGUGCCGGCACCGUCGUCGUCCUCCUGGGCACCUUCGGCUGCUUUGCCACCUGCCGCGGCAGCACCUGGAUGCUCAAGCUGUACGCCAUGCUCCUGUCCCUCAUCUUCCUCAUCGUCCUGGUGGCUGCCGUCGUGGGGUUCGUCUUCAGGCAUGAGAUUAAGACAAACUUUGAGAGUAACCUCAACCUGGCCUUGAGGGACUACAACGUGACCGCGGAUCGGCACAGCGAGGCCGUCGACACCAUCCAGAGAACCCUGCACUGCUGCGGGGUGCAGAACUACUCGGACUGGGAGAGGACCGAGUACUUCACCCAGAGGGGCAUCCCCCGGAGCUGCUGCAAGAGCCAGGACGACUGCUCGGAGGAGGAUCUGAAAGACCCGAGCAAAGCCAAGCUGAAAGUGUUUGUGGAUGGUUGUUUUUUCCUGGUAACAUCAACAAUGGAGUCAAAAAUGAGCGUUGUGGCUGGAAUCUCCUUUGGCAUCGCAUGCUUCCAGUUGGUUGGCAUCAUUCUCGCCUGCUGCCUGUCCCAGUACAUCACGAACAAUCAGUAUGAGAUGGUGUAGCUGGCCCCCAGCACGCUGUGGCUGUG
Molecule: messenger RNA, 742 nt
Organism: Phaethon lepturus (White-tailed tropicbird)
Lineage: Eukaryota; Metazoa; Chordata; Aves; Phaethontiformes; Phaethontidae
Gene: TSPAN6
Product: tetraspanin 6
Exons: 7
Coding region: 222-716 (164 amino acids)
Cellular component (GO): membrane
Source: RefSeq, a predicted model, not a curated record